AUGGCCAAGAAGGAUAAGAAGAAAAAGACAAAGGAGCACAAGGCCAAGGUCGCCGAGAAGCAAGACCGCAAGCAGACCAAGAAGCAAAAGAAGGAUAAAGCCAAGAACAUGGAGGAGCAGGAAGAAGAUAUCGAGACUAUCCUCGCCAACUUCCAGAAGGAGCAAGAGGAGAAGGUCAAGAUUGUCGAGGAAGUCUGGAGUGGACCACCUAGUCGUCGUGCGAACGCCACAUUGACGGCCAACCCUCUCAAUGUCAACGAGCUGAUCUUUUUCGGAGGCGAGUUCUACGACGGAGCCCGCUGUGCGUUCUAUAACGACCUGUACCGGUACAACAUUGAAAAGGACGAAUGGCGCAGGAUCACAUCCCCAAACUCGCCCGGCCCACGAUCCUCUCACCAGAUCGCCAUCACCCCUGCAGGAACUCUGUUUCUGUUUGGUGGCGAGUUUGCCUCCCCUAACGAGACCCAGUUUUUCCACUACAAGGACUUUUGGUCGAUGGAUAUGAAGACGAACGCAUGGGAGAAACUCGAAGUGAAGCCCAAACCAACAGCUCGCUCCGGCCACCGAAUGACGCUUUGGAAGAACUUCCUGGUGAUGUUUGGAGGCUUCUACGACAACUAUGUCGAUACCCGAUACUACGACGACCUCUGGGUCUUUGACACCCUCGAGUACAAAUGGACAAAGGUCGAGCUUCCCGAACAGAUGAUCCGCCCUUCUGCCCGGUCUGGAUUCUCGUUCAUCCCAUGUAAUGAGGGAGUGAUCUUGUAUGGAGGGUACUGUAAGGAGUAUACCAAGGGACAGAGGCCCAAGGGUGUAGUGCAUACGGAUACGUGGUUGUUAAAGAUGCAUCAGGAUCCAAAGAUGAUUCGCUGGGAGAAGAAGAAAAAGUCCGGGUCGGCCCCUUCAGCGAGGUCUGGGUGUGCGAUGGCGCCGUAUAAGAAUCGGGCGGUGUUGUUUGGAGGGGUGUUUGAUGAUGAUGUGAACGAGGAGACGUUGGAGAGUACGUUCUUUAAUGAGCUGUGGACUUAUCAGCAUGAUACUGGACGGUGGUUUCCGAUGAACUUGAAGAGGCCCAAAACUGCCAAGAAGAAGAAGACCAGGAAGCCUAAGCAAGGUUCUGGAGGAGGAGGACAGGGUGGUGCAGACCAGGAUGGGGAGGAGAAGCGGGAGAAGAUGAAGUGGGAAGAGAGUACGGAUGAUGAGUUUGAUUAUGGCGAUUUCGAGGAGUCCGAUAACGAAGAUGGCGUCAGUACUCCUGUUGUUGCUGGAGAGGCUUCUGCAGCUGGAUCGGUUGUUGGUACGGAUGAGCAGCCAGGAACUCCCAAGGUGCAGGGACAGGAACAGGAGCAGAAAGAGUCGGCGACUGGAACCCCUGUCGAGGAGGAGGCGAUCUUGACCAAGGAGGCUCUUGCUGCUGCCGCCCUCGCCGCCGCCGGUAUCCUCCCCAAGGCCGCAGCACCCGCCACACCCGAACCCGAGGCUGAAGCCGAGGCGGACAAGAAGAAGGGUAAGGGCCGCACGCGCGGCUACAACGCCAACAACGCGUUUCCCGACGACGACGAUGAUGAAGAGGAGCCCUUGAUGCCCUGCCCUCGCUACAACACCAUGUUGGCCGUCCAGAAGUCGACCUUGUUCAUCUUUGGUGGUAUUUUGGAGAUCAAGGAUCGCGAGUACACGCUGGAUGAUUUCUUUUCGUUGAAUCUGGACAAGAUGAGUGAGUAUAUCUGUCUGCGGGCGUCCGAGUUUGAGUCGCAGUUGUGGUUGGGUGAGGAGUCGGAUGAUGAGGAGGAGGGAUCGGAUGACGAGGACGACGAUGACGAUGAUGACGACGAAGAUGAUGAGGACGAGGACGAGGAAGGCGAGGAAGGCGAGGACGUCGAGGACGUCGAGGAGGAGGAAGCUGUGGUCGAGAGUUCUUCGGCCAAGAAGGAGAAGAAAUCCAAGAAGGACAAGGAAUCUUCCAAGGACGACAAGGACACCGACAAGAAAGAAAAGAAGGACAAGAAGGAGAAGAAGGAAAAGAAGGAAAAGAAGGACAAGAAGGACAAGAAGGACAAGAAGGACAAGGCCACGGCUGAAUCGACACCAAGCGCUGGCGCCAUCGAUCCUGCCUCUGGUGUUUCCACCCCUGUUGCUGCUGGUGCCGAGGGUGGUGCUGGAGGGGGAGAGAAGAAGGAGGGAGAGGGAGAGGGAGAGGGAGAGGGAGAGGAAGCGGUGGUGGAGGUUGUGCCGUCGCAGUUGAGCGGUGUUGAUCUUGCGGCGCGUUUGGCCAUGACGGAGGAGGAGACUGCCAGUACUCCUACUAUUGGCGAGACUCUCAAGGAGUUCUAUGGCCGCACCACGGAGUACUGGGUACUAAAAGCAUUUGAGGACAGCACAAAGACCGGAAAGGCGCUCCGCCACGACGGCUUCCUCCUGGCCGAGGCGAAAUUCAACGAGUGGCAACCUAUCCUGGCCCAGAUGGCUCAAAUGCGUCUUGACGCUGGACUCGACGAGGAUGACGAUAAUGAUGCGGCUGGACGGAUGGGUGGUAGGGGUGGGGUGUUGAAGAUGGGCGAGGUUUACAAUAAGCUUAUGUCUAGACAUCGUCGAUAG
Molecule: messenger RNA, 2595 nt
Organism: Linnemannia hyalina
Lineage: Eukaryota; Fungi; Mortierellomycota; Mortierellomycetes; Mortierellales; Mortierellaceae
Source: the annotation of a GenBank genome assembly